Chaetomium globosum CBS 148.51 is the source of this 2622-nucleotide messenger RNA. RefSeq lists its product as uncharacterized. The transcript is spliced from 2 exons. Lineage: Eukaryota; Fungi; Ascomycota; Sordariomycetes; Sordariales; Chaetomiaceae. Bases 1 to 2622 code for a protein of 873 amino acids. The record is from RefSeq and is a predicted model, not a curated record.
AUGGGGUUGCUCCCCUUCAACCUCUUCCGGGCCCGGGAAACAAAGGCACCCAAACUACCAUUAUACAGGGAACUGCCUCCUUCCCGGGCGCGCAAACCUCGCACGCCUCGCACCUCUCGAUCUCCAGUCAAGGAGCGCUACUCGGAUUCCGAGGACGAAUCCGACGACUCCGAUGAUGGCAACACUACCGACUCAUCCACCUCGAGUUCCGGAAGCUCAAGACGAACAUCGUCCUCCACCUCUUCUGCGGCGGCACUCAUGUUGCCCAAGAAGCGGCCUGUGGUCGCCGCCCGCCGGAGGCCCAUCAGGAGAUAUCUCUACCGGUUGCCAAAUAAAGUCAUCCGGUACCUGUGCCUCGCUAUGAUCUCGACUAUUAUCAUAUUUAUGUUCGUCCUGAUCCGAGCUAGCCAGGUGGAAAACAAGAGGAUAGCAGAAGGCAAAGUUGUGAAGAAGCCUGUAGAACCGCCCCCAUGGGAGCAGUUCGAGUUCCUCACCAGAUAUUACGGUGGCGUCAAGUCCGUCAUUCCUCUGGCCGACAACGAACCGCAGUACCCGCGGCUCGAGGAGGAAGGGCCUUACAACGCAACCCAACCGCAGCAGCAGCAACAACAACAAGAACAACAAGAACAGCAACAGGAGCCAGGCAAGAGGGAACCUGAGCAUAAAAAACCCGCCAUUGAGAAGAAGGCGGUGCCGCCAAGCCAGGCGUUUGCCGACUACCCCGCGGCCGGUAUUCCAAAGAUUGCAGAUGGAAUCCACGAGUGCUUCUUGGAUGCUCACAACACGCUAAAGGCGCCCUCCAUCCGCUACCUGCAGGGCCGUCCCAACGGCUUCCCGGAUAACAUUCUCGGCUCCUAUGAGCUGCUCUCGCUCCCUGAGGACAUCUGCUUUGACCGCUUCGGCAGAUACGGGCCGUAUGGUUACGGCUAUUCCACCCGGACCGGCGGCCUCGGCUUGGGUGAACAUGGCGACCGGGAAGGCGCUGAUGCAGUCUGGGGGUCGACCAAGCAAGUUGAUUGGCGCAAUAUCGACUGGGCUGCUGUGCAACGGCAAUGCUACAAGGCCAAUGCCGAGCGGUUCAAGCCGCUGGUUGUGCGUGAUGCCCCUCCCCGCGGCUUCUUCAUCGGUGAGGGCCUGGAGACUUCUCGGCUCGCGGCCCGUGACUCUGCCGAGCAGGUCGAACAGGUUGAGCAGACUGAACAGUUUGUCCUCCGAAGCUGGGACGAGUUCAACUGGAGGGAAGAGGAACAUUGUCAACCUCAGAGCCUUGAUUUCAGAGUUGUCGCUUUUCUUCCGGCGGCCGCUAUGACGUUCAUCUUCUCGUCCAAGUGCGCAAUGACGGUAGAAAACCCCGUGUGGGCCGACGACGACGUCUACCGCAGCCGCAUCAACGAGACUAUCCCCGAGGAAUUCCGCGGAAUCGCCACUCUCUGGUCCGAGACCCAAAUGCUUGCCGUUUACCAGGGCGUUCGUGAUCUUUGGACUAGGGGUCCCGACCUACCCGUGCACGGCUCAUACCGUGGUUUGCAGAUGGCUAUGCAGCACUUUGCCUACAACCACCCUGAAUACGAGCACUUUUGGCAGUGGGAGAUGGACAUCCGCUACACAGGCCACUACCACGACCUUCUCUCCAAGAUGGAAUCAUGGGCCAAGGAGCAGCCGCGCAAGGGUCUCUGGGAGCGCAACUCGCGCUUCUACAUCCCCCACGUGCAUGGCAGCUGGGAGGACUUCAAGCAGAUGGCGCGCGUGCAGACAGAACAUGGGACCGUAAACGCCGACACCAUCUGGAACGGGAUCCCAGGUGCCAACAAACCCGGUGAGAAGCCCAACACCGGAGCCGGGGCAACCGAGCAAUCCGUGUGGGGCCCUCUCCGCCCGGUGUCCUCGUCCGACUGGUUCGAGCACGACGCCGACCCGCAGCCCCCCACGACCUACGAGCGCGACAAAUACACGUGGGGGGUGGGCGAAGAGGCCGACCUGCUCACGCUCUCGCCCAUCUUCGACCCGGACGGCACCUCGUGGAAGCUGGCCGACGACAUUACGGGUUACAACGAGACGGGUGGGAACGGCAAGCCGCCGCGGCGCGCGCAGAUCAUCACGGCCUCGCGCAUGUCGCGCCGCCUGCUGGUCACCAUGCACCGCGAGACCGCCUUCCGCAAGCACCACGCCUUCCCGGAGAUGUGGCCCGCCACCGUCGCCCUGCACCACGGCCUCAAGGCCGUCUUCGCGCCCCACCCGGUCUUUGUUGACCGCGCCUGGCCCCCGGACUACAUGGCGCGCGUGCUCAACGGCGGGCGCAACGGCGCCUCGGGCGGCGGCCGCGCGUCGGUGUACGGCGACCGCGAGCACAACAUGCGCGGCCUGACGUGGUUCUACAACGCCGGCUUCUCGGGCAACCUGUACCGCCGCUGGAUGGGCCUGCGCGUCAACAAUGAUGGCGGCGAGGAGUUUGAGAUGACCGCUGAUAUGAGUGCCAAUGACACGACCGUUGGCACCAUGCGCGGUGGUGAGGGCCGCAUGUGCCUGCCGCCUAUGCUGCUGCAUCCUGUGAAGGACGUCGAGCUGCCCGUGCAGCGCCAGCAGGCGCCGCUGGCGGUGCCGGAGUGGGAUCCUGCUGCUUAA